CGGACAAUGUGCCUGCUACCGGGGAGAGAGUGCAGACUCUGUCCGUGGGCGAACAAGCAAAGCACCGACAUCGUUAAGGGACCAGCAGGCUAUUAGGGUGGGGGGAAAAAAGCCCCCCCCCAAUCUAUUGGGAUUUACAAUCAAACCAAGGGCGUCAUAGAGGUGUUCGUAUAGAUCAUACGAAUACCAUCUUCGGAUACUUUACUAGCCUGUGAUGAGGAGGAGACUCAUGUGUCCUGGAGCAAGACACUCGGCUUGAGGUUAAUGAUGGACAGCACCAUGAACAUGACUCAUGGGUAUUUUCUCUUGUAAGUGUUUAUUGACUUGAGUGGUAAUGUCUUCCAAUGGCGAUGAAGAGAUGGACAUUGCAGACUGGCUUGCUGCUAUCCACCUGGAGAGAUACCAGGAGAGCUUUAAGAAGCAUGGCUAUUACAGUGUUAAAGAUAUCCUCUCUCUUGAUAACGAGAUCCUUCAGGAAAUCGGUGUUGGUGCCACAGGUCAUCGAAAGCGAAUCAUUAGUCGGCUGCGACAUAUUUCAGGAGAGGUGUGGCCACCCUCUGGCUUAAGCUGCAUGGACAGGGAGGACUCUCAAGAGGGUAUAAGUAGAAACGAGAAAGAUAAUGCCGUUAGCAAUAAGACUUCAUUACUAAUGACCAAUGAAGUGGCUGAAAACAAGCCCAGCUUACAGAACCUCAGUGAAAGCAAGACCACUUCUGAACCUACAGUCAAGCCUGUGCCAAAACCCAGAACAGUAUUUAACAAAACAGCGAAUACAAAAUAUCUUGUUGCACCAUCUUCAGAGACUUGUUUAGAAAAUGUUGCCAGUACUUCAGGAAACAUUUUUGUACAAGAAGGUUUUGUUUCAAUAGGAAGCAGCUUGGAUUCAGGGGAUUGUACCAGACAGAAGCCAGAAGGGGUGGGGUUGGAGGUUGGGACCUCUUUGUGUUCAUCCGCUAGGGCAGGGAAACCUUUUCAUCCCUUUCCAUCUCUCCCUAUGCGUCAGAACAAAAAGACUUCUCUGCCUGGCUUGACAAGUUACAGAAACGUGCUGCAGAUGGAAGCGGAUACCGUGCACUGUUCUCCAAUAUCGGGUUUGCCUUCCUUUGCUGGAACUGAGGAGGAAGUUACCUCCUUUUCAACCAAUGCUACCCCUAUACAGGAAACGCUGACAAUGAUAUCCAAUGAAAUCUAUUCUGGGUUGAGUCCUGGGAAUGGACCUCUCAGUGAUGCUGCAGACACUGAAACACACAGAUCCAAUAUGAACCUUAAAAAAGACACAAUAACACAAGAAGUGACUUCUCCACCAAACAGACUAAACUGUUCAAACUCUUCGGACCUAGAGUUGCCUGUUGUCCCAGAAAGACCCCUCUCUAGUUUAGUACCUCCAGAGCCUGUCAGCCCGUACUGUGAAGCUGUCUUCAGCCGGCAACCUCAAACCCAGGAGCCAAAGCAGGAUGCCAAGAACACCAAAGUACGGACUUGUGCUACUAUGCCAAUGUUUGCUCCUGGGGAGGAAAAGAACAAUCCCUGGUCCACCAGUGAUCAAGGCAAGGAUAAAAAGAAUGAUGGCGAGGAGGAAAGGUCACAUCGCAUCUCUCAGAUUGUACACAAUGAACUGGAAGGUUACUCCACUGUGGAUGCCCCACCAGCCAACAAUAGGUUUAGCCUCCCCUCGCACUUGUAUAAAGAUGAGCUAUCAGAAGACUUGACCAUAUCACCAUAUGCCAGCUUCACUUCGCUGUCAGACAGAUCCCGGCCUGUGCUCUGUGGGUGGCUUGACAAACUGUCUCCUCAAGGAAACUACGUCUUUCAGAGAAGAUUUGUUAAGUUUGAUGGCCAAACUCUAAUGUAUUUCAGUAAUGAUAAGGAGCUGUAUCCUAAAGGAGUGAUUCCCCUCAACUCCAUUGAAAUGGCUCGGUCAGCCAAAGAGAACAAAUUUGAAGUUGUCACAAAACAUCGGAUUUUCGUUUUCAGAGCUGAAAGUGAAGCUCAAAGGGCUGAAUGGUGCUCUGUUAUCCAGAACAGGGUAAAGGAACAUUGCAUGCUUUUCCCAAGGACACGACCAGGCUGCAGUAUCUUGUGUAAGAGAUCCGGCUACCUGGAGCUCAAAGGUUAUAAGUCAAGAAUUUUUGCUGUCCUCACAAAUGAUGAACUCUGGAUUCACAAAAAUGAACAGUUAUAUAAAAUGGGAAUUGGGAUGUUUGUUAUUGAAAUGCAUGGAUCUACUAUACGAUGUGCACGGAACAAGACCUUUGAGCUGAUCACACCACAGAAAACUUUCAGUUUCACUGCAGAAUCAGAGAGGGAGAAGAAGGAAUGGAUGGAAGCCUUACUGGAAUGUAUAUCUGAAUCACUGUCGGACUAUGAAGUAGCAGAGAAGAUUUGGUCCAACAAGGCCAAUAAGAUGUGUGCUGACUGUAAAGCAUGCAAUCCUGACUGGGCCUCCAUUAACCUGUGUGUUGUAAUUUGCAAACAGUGUGCGGGUCAGCACCGGAGUUUUGGGACCAAUGUGUCUAAAGUACAGAGCUUGAAACUAGACACCAGCAUCUGGAGCAAUGAAAUUGUGCAGCUCUUCAUCAUCUUGGGUAAUGACAGAGCAAAUCGGUUCUGGGCAGCAAGGCUUCUGCCAUCAGAAGCGCUGAAUCCUGAUGAUAGAAUGGAGCGGAGAAGGGAUUUCAUCACACAGAAGUAUCGAGAAGGCAGGUACAGAGGCCCUCAUCCACUAUAUAACACCCAAGAGGAGAUACUGAAGGUGCUUAGUGCAGCUGUUACAGGCCCAAACUUGCUUAAGUCUGUGAUGCAGUUUUUCUGUGAGGCUGAAUCUGUGGCUGAUCCGCUCGACAGCUCUCCUCUAUCUAUGCAAGCUGGGGAGAACUGGAAGACAAGCACCACCAGGAUCAGCAUAGAAGGACAAGCAUCAGAGGACUCAAACCAAGCCAGAGUUUAUGAUGAGAUCAUGCAACCUGUGGUGCAUUCUGGGUAUCUUAACAAAACAUCCGCGUUGAGCAGAACAGUUGCUGCUAAGAAGACAAAAGAUGAAUUCUACAAAAACUGGUGUGUUUUGGAAAGAUCACUCAUCUUCUACGAGAAUGACAAAUGCUCUGAACUAAUUGGGAAGAUUGCACCAUCAGAAGUUGUUUGCAUGGGAGUGAACAAACUUGAAGCACUGAGCAGUCCAUCCCCUGUGGAAAGGUAUCGGUACACAUUUGAGAUCAUCCUGUCUUCAGAAAAAAUGCAUCUGUUUGGAGCUGACACCUCUGAAACUAUCCAGAGCUGGAUAAGUGUGAUUGGAAAGUGGUUCACACCACUGAGUUGCCAUUGUCUGCUAGGACAUGAAUUUCAGCGUGUUGGAAAGAUGCGUUACAAGGCAAUGCUGAACCCUGAGGAAUGGAUGGAAGGGUUUUUCCUGUUACGCAAAUGUCACCUUUUUAUUUGUCCUGAGGAUCAUGGUGCAGCUGAAGACAGUGUUAAUUUACGUCAACUCCAAGAGCUCACUGUAUCUCCUGUAACAGAGAAUGCCGAAAAGAAAGAAAUACUUAUUCUUGUGGAGAAAGGGCGUACCUUAUAUCUACAAGGAAUUACACGUGCUGACUUCCUGGCAUGGAGUACUGAUAUCCAAACUGCAGCUUGUGGCACCGGAAAUGUUUUACGAGACCAGCAGUUAAGCCGAAAUGAUAUUCCCAUCAUUGUAGACAGCUGCAUCGCUUUUCUUACUCAAUAUGGGCUCUGUCAUGAGGGAAUUUACCGCAAAAAUGGAGCCAAGUCUAGAAUUAAAUUGCUUAUGGAUGAAUUCCGCAAGGAUGCCCGGAACGUCAAACUUCGCAUUAGUGACAAUUUCAUUGAGGACGUCACAGAUGUGUUAAAGCGUUUCUUUAGAGAGUUAGAUGAUCCAAUUUUUACUACAGAGCUACAUCCCAAAUGGAAGGAAGCAGCAGGGCACCCUGAAAAAUCUAAGAGGCUGGAUAAAUACAUAGAACUAAUUAAUCAACUUCCGAAGGUCAACAGAGCAACGUUGACUGCACUGAUUGGACACCUAUAUAGAGUUCAGAAAUGUGCAGAUUUAAAUCAAAUGUGCACCAAGAACCUUGCACUGUUAUUUGCUCCCAGCCUGUUUCAAACAGAUGGGAAAGGAGAACACGAGGUGAAAGUGAUGGAGGACAUAAUAGACAACUAUGCCUAUGUUUUCUCUAUUGAUGAAGAACAUGUGACACAAAUGGAAUUGGAAAAUAGCUUAAUCACUACAUGGAAAGAUGUCCAGCUGUCACAAGCCGGAGAUCUAAUUAUUGAGGUUUACUUGGAAAAGAAAUUGCCAGACUGUUGUGUCACUUUGAAGGUGUCUCCAGUAAUGACAGCAGAGGAGCUCACUAAUCAGGUCCUAGAUAUGCGGAAUAUUCCUGCAAGCUUGGACAUCUGGCUGACCUUUGAAGUAUUUGAAAAUGGUGAACUUGAACGACCUUUGCAUCCUAAGGAAAAGGUUCUAGAGCAGGCUUUGCAGUGGUGCAAGUUGGCAGAGCCUAGUUCAGCUUACCUGCUUGUAAAAAAGGUCCCCAUUGUAGAAGGAAGUUGUCUUUUUACAGGAGCAAAAAGAGAAACCCCUAAGUGUGGGUUGGUGAAGUGCAGAGAGGAGUCCCCUAAACUACUGGGAUGUAAAUUCCAGGAAAGGUAUUUUGUCAUCAGAGAUCGGAAGCUGCUGCUGCUUAAGGAAAAGAAGAGCGCAAAGCCAGAAAGAGAAUGGCCUCUUGAAAAUGCAAAAGUUUACAUGGGAAUCCGGAAAAAGAUGAAGCCACCAUCUCCGUGGGGAUUCACUAUCUACCUAGACAAGCAGCAACUGUGCUUAUGUUGUAAUGGGCAGCUAGAAAUGUGGGACUGGAUCACAAGCAUUCUAAAGGCCCAGCAUGACGAUCUCCGUCCCGUGGUUUUAAGAAGGCACUCCUCUUCAGAUGUCACCAAGCAAAAAUUUGGUACCAUGCCCCUUGUUCCAAUCCGGGGUGAUGACACAAAUGCCACCAUGGUUACAGCUAACCAGACACUGCGUCGUCUACAUACACGAAGGACACUGUCUAUGUUCUUUCCAAUGAAAGUCCACCAAGAUUCUUUGGAGGAACUUCAGGAAAGACACGAUGAUGAGGGCAAUGAACCUGUGUACGAGGAAGUAGGAAAUUACCAGAGCAAGCUUCAGUCAGACUGCAGCCAUAUAGUGGAACCUCAACAUUUCCCUCCGCUUUUGGACAGAUCCAGUAAACCUUCUCUUGAUGGUGACCAAAAGAAGCACACUAUGCAAAACACACCAGAUCAUGUCCACAUGAACCCUUGUUCUCUAGGGAGGUCAGAGAAAGAGAAGUAUAAUAAAACUCAUUCCCUUGAUAGAAAUAUUUGUGUAGAUAAUGUUAAGACUCUGACUAAUGACACCACAAAAUUACUUGUAUCUGAAAGGGGUACUGGUGGUACUUUUGGAAAAACUGCUUCUCUUGAAAGGCAGCUGGAACCUAAUCGAACCCAGACAAUUUCUUCAAGAAGCCAAGGGGCAAAAAGUGCACUGGACUUGAGCUCCUUGCCACUGUUUUUUGAACCAUCUUCAGAUCCAUUGAAGAAUCCAGCAUGGAAGAAGAGCUUACCAGUUUCCUCUAAUAUGCAGGACAAACUGCUACAGGAACUCAGCACAAUUAUCUCAAAGAAAAAUGAAGCAAGUCCAGAGUCAAGCCAGCAGGUCACGUGACUAGUAACAUGGAUGUCAACUGCAUUUUAGGACCAUUCCAAACUUAAAUUAUGGUCCAAAAUUGUUAAUUGUAAACAUUGGGACCAUCUGAAUUCUAAAUGCGCUCACAAACUUGAGACUUGUGGCUACAAUGAAAGCGUUCUGCUUGUGAUGUCAAGAUCUUAUAUUUGUAAAUGCAGUAUGUACUUUACAUUAGUAGUUAUUUGUGAAGACUGUGUGUCCGUUGAAACCAACUAUGCUUUAGUAAAAUUUAAAACAUUUUACUAUAAAAGAUAAUCUCAAGUAGUCUUUAAGUUGAAAUUAUUUAAUUGUAUGAAGCUACUAAGUUAUAUUUUCUUUAAAGAGAAGAUGGGUGUUAGUAAUAUACUGUAAAAUAAAGUAGUAAAGUACAAUCUGGAAUUAAA
Spea bombifrons (plains spadefoot toad) is the source of this 6120-nucleotide messenger RNA. RefSeq names its product ArfGAP with RhoGAP domain, ankyrin repeat and PH domain 3 (gene ARAP3). Gene Ontology annotation, molecular function: protein binding; GTPase activator activity; phosphatidylinositol-3,4,5-trisphosphate binding. Bases 335 to 5716 code for a protein of 1793 amino acids. The transcript has 34 exons. The record is from RefSeq and is a predicted model, not a curated record. Gene Ontology annotation, biological process: signal transduction; positive regulation of GTPase activity. NCBI's taxonomy places the organism in Eukaryota, Metazoa, Chordata, Amphibia, Anura, Pelobatidae.